AAAAGGAGAGGGAGCAGGAGCAUCAGCAGACACCUGCAAGGAGGACAUCCCAAUCUGCUCUCCGCCUGCUGCAGAGAUGGUGCAAGCAACUCCCUUCCUCCUGGUGCUCUUCCUGGCCCUGGGGGCUCACGGCCUCUCUGUGAAAAAGUGCUCCCUGACCGGGCGCUGGGUCAAUGACCUGGGCUCCAACAUGACCAUCAUGACCAUGAAAUCAAAUGGUGACUUUGCUGGCAUAUACUACACAGCUGUGUCAGCUACCACAAAAAAGAUCGAGCGGUCACCAUUGCUGGGGUCCCAGCACCAGCCAUAUCUGCUGAAGCAGCCCACCUUUGGCUUCACUGUCCAUUGGACCUUCUCAGACUCCAUCACGGUUUUCACGGGCCAGUGCUUCGUGGAUGAGGAUGGAAAGGAGGUGUUGAAGACCAUGUGGCUGCUGAGGUCACACGCGGACAAACCCAUAGACGACUGGAAAGCCACCUUGGUCGGCUACAACGAAUUCAAGCGCCUGGAAAGCCCCAUGGAGCCGGGGUGGUAGAACUGGAGUUCCCAGAGAGGAGUCAGUGCCAGGCUUGUAGCCCUUCCUCCUGCCUCAGGCCCUGCUUCUCCCAAUAAAGCUUUGCUGCAAACAUA
Cyanistes caeruleus (blue tit) is the source of this 630-nucleotide messenger RNA. RefSeq names its product avidin-like. Gene Ontology annotation, molecular function: biotin binding. Lineage: Eukaryota; Metazoa; Chordata; Aves; Passeriformes; Paridae. The record is from RefSeq and is a predicted model, not a curated record.